Messenger RNA from Heterocephalus glaber (naked mole-rat), 1521 nucleotides. RefSeq names its product O-sialoglycoprotein endopeptidase (gene Osgep). The record is from RefSeq and is a predicted model, not a curated record. Gene Ontology annotation, cellular component: EKC/KEOPS complex; cytoplasm. Gene Ontology annotation, biological process: tRNA threonylcarbamoyladenosine modification. NCBI's taxonomy places the organism in Eukaryota, Metazoa, Chordata, Mammalia, Rodentia, Bathyergidae.
AGGCAGGGCUGAGCCACAGGGGACCGGCAUGGGAACGGAUAGGGUCGUGAGGCGCAGAAGCCUGAUCAGCUUCGCUGGCAGAUGGGAAGACAGGUCCUUCAAGGGACCUUGAAGGCAGUGGCGCAGUCGGCAGGCGCGCUCCAUCUGGUGGAGUUCUGUUUUUUUGUCGCCGUCUGCCCUUCUCUGUCUUUGCCAGGCAGGCAGACUCGGUUCACCCGCGCUCCAGACUCUGCGGCCCAGCACGGACUGGUGAGGGCCUCUGUAGCGGCACAGGUCAUUAGGAGUCCUCCCGGCGUUUUCUCCCGGUCUGCACCAUGCCGGCGGUGCUAGGUUUUGAAGGCAGCGCCAACAAGAUUGGCGUGGGAGUGGUGCGGGAUGGCGAGGUGCUGGCGAACCCGCGGCGAACCUACGUUACGCCACCGGGCACAGGAUUCCUCCCAAGUGCCACUGCCAGGCAUCACCGAGCUGUUAUCCUAGACUUACUGCAGGAGGCACUAACAGAAGCUAAAUUAACCUCCCAAGACAUUGAUUGCAUUGCUUACACCAAAGGUCCUGGCAUGGGUGCCCCAUUGGCUUCUGUAGCCGUUGUAGCCCGUACAGUGGCCCAGCUGUGGAAUAAACCAUUGGUAGGUGUGAACCAUUGUAUAGGCCACAUUGAAAUGGGCCGUCUCAUCACUGGAGCCAACAGCCCAACUGUGUUAUAUGUCAGCGGAGGAAAUACUCAGGUCAUUGCCUACUCAGAACAUCGGUACCGAAUCUUUGGGGAAACCAUCGAUAUUGCUGUGGGUAAUUGCCUGGAUCGCUUUGCUCGGGUGCUGAAGAUUUCCAAUGACCCAAGUCCAGGUUACAACAUUGAACAGAUGGCAAAACGAGGCAAGAAGCUAGUUGAGCUGCCAUAUACGGUAAAGGGGAUGGAUGUCUCUUUCUCAGGGAUUCUGUCUUUCAUUGAGGAUGCAGCCCAUCGGAUGUUAGCCACAGGCGAGUGUACUCCUGAGGAUCUAUGUUUCUCCCUGCAGGAAACUGUGUUUGCAAUGCUGGUGGAGAUCACAGAGCGAGCCAUGGCACAUUGUGGCUCCCAGGAGGCCCUCAUUGUGGGAGGUGUUGGGUGUAAUGUGAGGCUGCAGGCGAUGAUGCAGACAAUGUGCCAGGAACGCGGAGCCCAGCUUUUUGCCACAGAUGAGAGAUUCUGCAUUGACAAUGGAGCCAUGAUAGCCCAGGCUGGCUGGGAGAUGUUUCAGGCUGGACACAGGACCCCCCUCAGUGAUUCUGGGAUUACACAAAGGUAUCGAACAGAUGAAGUAGAAGUGACAUGGAGGGACUAACAAGAUUAACAAGAUCAGAAUAGGUGGUUCCUUAAGUGGAGCUCAGAGGACCCUGGGUAUUAAUCUCUCUCCUGAUGUGGGAAUCCUGGCAAUGCUGUGGACUCCCCUCUACUUCGGGAAGGCUGUGGAUUCCAUAAAAGGCUUGGGGUCCCCUCUAGAACCUCAAGAUGAAUCAACAAUAAAAUACUUUGGUUUUGUA